Arxiozyma heterogenica is the source of this 1224-nucleotide messenger RNA. RefSeq names its product Mfm1p (gene MFM1). Gene Ontology annotation, molecular function: magnesium ion transmembrane transporter activity. The record is from RefSeq and is a predicted model, not a curated record. Gene Ontology annotation, biological process: mitochondrial magnesium ion transmembrane transport. Gene Ontology annotation, cellular component: mitochondrial inner membrane. The transcript has a single exon. Lineage: Eukaryota; Fungi; Ascomycota; Saccharomycetes; Saccharomycetales; Saccharomycetaceae. Bases 1 to 1224 code for a protein of 407 amino acids.
AUGUCUUUCAAUAAGUUCAUAUUUCCUAAUGCAAUAAUCCCACAAGUGUUGAAACAAUACUCUUCCUUCAUCAGAACAAAUUUAACUUCAAUAAUCGCUAUCAAAUGUCUUCGAAAUUAUUCAAUAGUGACAGAUGUUACUGCUACUAGGUUGCUGCAAAAGAACCUAAUUCAAGCUAAUAAUAUGCUUUCUGGGUAUGGUUCAGGUGUUAUUGGGUGUACUGUACUCGAUAUUAAUGGGAAUAUAGAUAAAUCUUUCAAUGAAAUGAAAAGAGAGGAGCUUGUAUCUAAACAUGGGCUGCUACCAAGAGAUUUAAGAAAGAUUGAAAAAUCAAAACAGAAUGAUCUGGUUCCAAGUUUAUUAGUAAGGCAGAAUAGUAUACUGAUAAGUCUAUUAAAUUAUAAAGCAUUGAUUCAACCUAACAUGGUUAUUACUUUCAAUUCUAUUGGUUCUGGAAUAUCGCUACAUUCUUCUGCACAUGUUUCCUUCAUGAAUGAUUUACAGUCAAGAUUGAAGAAUAGCACUACAAAUGAAGUUGGAUCAGACCCAUUACCAUAUGAAUUUAGGGCUUUGGAAGCAAUAUUUAUCUCUGCUCUAUCAAACCUGACCAGUGAAUUAAAAGUGUUGUUAGCAGUAUCCGAUGGUGUUUUAAAUGAUCUGGAGUUUAGCAUUACGAGAGAUAAAUUGAGGCUCCUAUUGAUUCAAAAUAAGAAAUUGAGUAUAUUUUAUAAAAAGGCAAGUUUAGUGAGAGAAUUAAUUGAUGAUCUACUAGAACAGGAUGAUGUAUUAUGUGAGAUGUAUUUGUCAGAUAAGAAAUUGGGAAUUGAACAUUAUGAGGAUGAUCAUACAGAGGUUGAAAUGUUGCUUGAAACUUACCAUAAUCAUAUCGAUGAAUUGGUGCAAUUAGGUGAGAAUGCAAUAUCUAACGUUAAAACAACUGAGGAAAUCAUCAAUAUUAUUUUGGAUUCCAACAGGAAUCAAUUAAUGUUGUUAGGAAUUAAAUUUAGUCUAGGUUUGUUAUCAUUAGGUUGUGCAAUUUUUGUUGGGGCUGCGUAUGGAAUGAAUUUGGAGAAUUUUAUAGAAGAAACUAACUAUGGUUUUGUAGGAGCGUCUGUUAUUGGUGCGAUAGCAACUAUUUGGUUGUACGUGGUUGGUGUCAGAACAUUACAUAGAUUGCAAAAAGUGUCGUUACUUCAUCAUAUGAAUAAAAAUGUCAAAAAGUAA